This is a messenger RNA of Priapulus caudatus, 2789 nucleotides long. RefSeq names its product homocysteine-responsive endoplasmic reticulum-resident ubiquitin-like domain member 2 protein. Lineage: Eukaryota; Metazoa; Priapulida; Priapulimorpha; Priapulimorphida; Priapulidae. The transcript has 9 exons. Gene Ontology annotation, biological process: endoplasmic reticulum unfolded protein response. The record is from RefSeq and is a predicted model, not a curated record. Bases 123 to 1301 code for a protein of 392 amino acids. Gene Ontology annotation, molecular function: protein binding.
AGUGAUCAACAAAUCUGCGAUAACCACAUCAGCAUUAUAUUACAUUUGUUGUGAAUUCAUCUAUUCGCAAAGUUGGGUACAUUUAACACGGUUCAGUGUACAGUCUACCACUUUCAAAGAAGAUGGACAGUGAUGGGAUUUCGUUGGUCAUUAAGGCACCAAAUAUGAAAGUGCAGGACCACAUAGUAGAGUGUGACAUGGGAUGGACAGUGCAACAGCUGAAGGCUCAUCUAGCAAAAGACUAUCCUGGUGAACCCGCGGUAGAGAGACAAAAGUUAAUAUACUCAGGACAACUACUGCCGGACCACCUGACAUUGAAAGACUUUCUUCGACAGUAUGAUGAGGAUACAAGGACUCAUACCUUGCACCUUGUAUGUGCUCAAAUGAAAGAUCAGCUCAGAGAUGGUCCAGUAGCACCUAAACCAAAUGUGAAGCCAGCAGCAUCGGCAGGCGUGGCAACGAGCACAUCAGCACCUAGCACUAGUCAGCAGUUGCCCCAGCUUCCAGAAGGGCUGCGACAUCGGCUGAACACCGCACCGACACCAAGCCCUCCAACGUCUCAGAAUCAGCAAUGGUCAAACUAUACUCAGCUCCAGCAGAUGGCAGCACAAUACCAACACAACCCAUACCAGGGAUUAACGCCAGAGCAGCAGUACUGGGUGUAUGCUCAGUACAUGCAGCAGUACAUGUAUUAUGCACAAAUGGGGUUUCCUGUGGCGAAUAUGAUGAGCUAUGCUGCAACGGUUCAACCGAAUGUUGCCCCUGGUAAUAAUGUGCCAGGCCCACAAGCUCAGCAGGGCCUUAAUAAUGCUGCAGGAAAUCAGAAUGUGAGAAUGGAUGCACAGGGCAAUGCGGUAUUGGAUGAUGAUGAGGAAGAGCAUGCCAAUGAUUGGCUAGACUGGAUCUACACGUUCUGCAGAGUGAGCAUCCUGUUCAGCAUCCUCUACUUCUACUCAUCGCUGAGCCGAUUCGUCGUCGUUCUAACGUGCUUCUUCUUCUUCUACCUGUAUCAGAAGGGAUUUUUCAUGAUAGCGAGAAGAGUAAAUGCCAACAACAACAGAGUGCAGGCACCACAAAGACAACCGCAGCAACAGGAACAGCAGCCGGAUAAUUUGCAGCAGGGUGGCCAAGCUGAGGAGGCCCAACAGGAAGUGGCGGAAACAGAACAAAACACAGACCCUGUGCGGAUUCAGCAAUCGGAGCCACCCCAGCCAUCUCCACUGGCAACAAUGUGGACAUUUCUAGUCACAUUUUUCUCUUCCCUAAUUCCAGAGCGCCCACUACCCGUGAAUGCCAACUAAUCAAAUGAGAUGAAAUGAUGAAUACAUGAAAAUUACAUUCUUUGUCACUGUUGAAUGGGUGCAAGCAUGAGAAUUUCCCGCGGAUUUGCGGAUUUCUGGGUUUUGGUUUUCAUUUUAGCCAUUCUUGAGAUUGAUGCAAAAAACGAAUAAAAAGCGUAGGGGGUAAUGCGUACUAUUUUUGUCAAAAUGGACACCAUUUUUAAUUUAAACUUCAUAAAAAGUCAGGAAAAGUACGUCAAAUUUCACACAGAAGUAACAGAACUCCAGGUAAAUAUCGCGGUGUAUCUAUGUAAUGUAAAUUAAGGCAUGCUUUAAGGGCAUGCCACAUAAAACAUUGAAAUUUUCAUAGAAAAUGACAAGACUUAGAAUUGUUAGUCACGAAAUUGGUCUUUUACUAAGAACGGAAUGGACUUACAAUUUUCCCCAGAAUGCAUGGAAAGGGCCUAUCUGCCCUUUCAAAUUAAAAAAAUUUCCUGGGGAGCAUGCCCCCAGACUCCCCUAGCAGGACAGUGUGCUACACAAAAUAAAUCAACAAACAUGAAAUAAUUCCUCCAAAAACAUCUCAACCUGUUCUCAUGUCUGUAGAUGCAAUAUAAUUAAACCCAGGUUCUCUUUUCUGUUUCCUAAAUUUAAAUGCUACAGUUAAUAGUCAAGCCUUUCGUUAUUUAACUUCUGUAACUGUAAGAUUUUUUUGUUAUUGUGUUAAAUAUGCAAAUGAUUUAAGGAUGAGAGGACUAGUAUGAAUGAGUACUGAAGUAACUGUGGACUUCGACGUUGUAUAGAAAUAUAUUUAUGUGCAUUUCUGGCGUCGAGGUUAAAUUAUGAUGAUUGAGAUUCUCAUUUAAAUAGUUAUAAUAUAUGUUUAUCUUUACAAAGCACGUGCACAUUCAACUGUCAUUAUGUUAAUUACACGGCUUUGUUUAAAAGGUGCAAAUUCUCCUAUAAAAUUUUAUUUUGCCUGGGGUAGAUAACGAACAACAGAAAUCAUUACGCUAACAAAGAAAUAAUGCUGAUGUGGUUAGUUUAUAAAAUACAUACUUGUCAUAUUAAUACUUGGCUGAUGUUGCCAAAUUGGGCAAUGCUUUUAUUUUAAAAUUAUAUCUGACAGAAUACCUCAUUGUUCGAAGAUGCAACCAGUUCAGUAGUUUGUAAGCAUGUAAAGAAGUAACUGCAGACGUAGUUCGGUUGGUAUAACUUGUUACAGCUUAAUUUGUUCAGGUUACUGCGGUUACAGGUUUCUUUCCCGGAAUCACAACACAGAAUGGUUAUUUCGCGGAAUUGCGUAUUUAACUAAACGUAUGCGUCGGUCUAAGAAAAAUCAUUCAGAAUAAAUAUGGAAAUACGUUAUGGGUUACAAAUCAAUUUUUUUUGUAGCAUUUUAUUGGAAAUAUCAAAUGUUCUAUGGCGAUGUAUUCAGCAGGUAUAAUUUGUGUGCGUAGAGAAGUUUUAUAUUCGAUUAAAGGUUUUUAAGUGCGUCCCUAUGGAGAA